CAAAAAAUAUGACGGUUCCAUUGCUGAUAUACUUAUUUUCUUUCUGGUGGUGUCAAGCUAUUGCAACUGAAGAAGGAAGAUGCUACAAAGAUUUACGAAAUGGAAAGACAAAAUGGCAUUGUUGUGAUAAUCGAGAAGAGAAAGAUGGACGAUGCACAGAAUGCUUGGAUGGAUUUAAGUCAGAUGAAGGUGAACCAUGUCAUCCAUGUUUAGAUGGAAACUAUGGUCGCAAAUGCGGAGAAGUUUGUAGAUGUAAGGAGUACCAGAUUUGUGAUCAUAUAAAAGGUUGUUUGAAUAGCUCUGUAAGUGUGACAGUAUUAUCAAACAAUUCAACAUACACUGAAACUGGAACUGUACCUGGAACUGAAACUGAGACUGAAAGUAUGGAAAGAAUUUUCAAUACAGAGAUGAUGAUAGUAAUAAUAAUUUGCACAGGCAUUAUUACGCUUGCUAUAUUGAUAUGUAUGGUAUGGUUCCGAUAUCACGUGAAGAAAAAACGUGAAUCAAAUGCUUCUCACCUCGUUGGAAAAGAAAAGGAAGACGUUUUCCUUUCCAAUGGUAUUCAUGAUUAUAUAGAGGAAUCUGAAAUUCGCGAAAUGAAGAUCAAAACCACACCUCCACAUGCUGUAAACGAAAAACGAAAAUCAAAUGAAUCAUUCAACAGUAAUGACAUCAAUGUGCUGCUAGAGGACGAAUACUUGAAUCCAUAUCAACCAAUUGUGCCUGUACAAGAUAUUCACGGGUAUUGUGGAAAGGAGAUUGUACAGGGAAUUCUGUCGGACGGGAACCUUGAUGAUAAUGUCAAUGUUGAAGAAACAGAUACAGCAGAUAAACAUCCUAUCCAAGACUACAUUCCAAAGGACCAGGAACCCCGAGAUUAAAUUACCAAACCCUUUUUGUAUGAUGGUAGUAAUCCAUGCUCUUUAUAAUCAUAACUAUUUACCCAAAUACUAUCGAAUAAACAGGUAUGCUUGGAAAUGACACAUCGUACACUUAAGAG
Molecule: messenger RNA, 1000 nt
Organism: Mytilus californianus (California mussel)
Lineage: Eukaryota; Metazoa; Mollusca; Bivalvia; Mytilida; Mytilidae
Product: multiple epidermal growth factor-like domains protein 10
Exons: 5
Coding region: 9-881 (290 amino acids)
Source: RefSeq, a predicted model, not a curated record